AGCCACGCCCAGGGAAGUCACUGUCCUCACCUUUUAGGAGCCCGCGCCUUGGUUCCAGCGGACGCGUCCCCUGAUCGCGGCUCUACCACCAUCCACUGCCGUCUUACCGCCCACCAUGGCCCUCCUGCACUCCAGCCGCGUCCUCUCCGGGAUGGCUGCUGCCCUUCACCCAGGCCUUGCAGCUGCAGCCUCUGCCAGAGCCAGCUCCUGGUGGACCCAUGUUGAAAUGGGACCUCCAGAUCCCAUCCUGGGAGUUACCGAAGCCUUCAAGAGAGAUACCAACAGCAAGAAGAUGAACCUGGGAGUUGGUGCCUACCGGGAUGAUAACGGAAAGCCUUACGUGCUCCCCAGUGUCCGGAAGGCAGAGGCCCAGAUUGCUGCAAAAAAUUUGGACAAAGAGUACCUGCCCAUUGGGGGACUGGCUGAAUUUUGUAAGGCUUCUGCAGAGCUGGCCCUGGGUGAGAACAACGAAGUGUUGAAGAGCGGCCGGUUCGUCACUGUGCAGACCAUUUCCGGGACUGGAGCCUUAAGGGUUGGAGCCAGUUUUCUGCAAAGAUUUUUUAAGUUCAGCCGAGAUGUCUUUCUGCCCAAACCAUCCUGGGGAAAUCACACACCCAUCUUCCGGGAUGCCGGCAUGCAGCUCCAAGGUUAUCGAUACUAUGACCCCAAGACUUGCGGCUUUGAUUUCUCCGGAGCCAUAGAAGACAUCUCAAAAAUCCCAGAGCAGAGUGUUCUCCUCCUGCAUGCCUGCGCUCACAACCCCACAGGCGUGGACCCGCGUCCAGAGCAGUGGAAGGAAAUGGCAUCCGUGGUGAAGAAAAAGAAUCUCUUCGCAUUCUUUGACAUGGCCUACCAAGGCUUUGCCAGCGGUGAUGGGGACAAGGAUGCCUGGGCCGUGCGGCACUUCAUCGAGCAGGGCAUCAAUGUCUGCCUCUGCCAAUCGUAUGCCAAGAACAUGGGCCUAUACGGUGAGCGUGUGGGAGCCUUCACAAUGGUCUGCAAAGAUGCAGAAGAAGCCAAAAGGGUGGAGUCACAGCUGAAAAUCCUGAUCCGUCCCUUGUAUUCCAACCCACCUCUCAAUGGGGCCCGGAUUGCCGCCACCAUCCUGACUUCUCCAGACUUGCGGAAGCAAUGGUUGCAAGAGGUGAAAGGCAUGGCUGACCGCAUCAUCAGCAUGAGGACCCAGUUGGUCUCCAACCUGAAGAAAGAGGGCUCUUCCCACAACUGGCAGCACAUCACCGACCAGAUUGGCAUGUUCUGUUUCACCGGCCUGAAGCCUGAGCAGGUGGAGCGGCUGACCAAGGAGUUCUCUGUCUACAUGACAAAGGAUGGCCGAAUCUCUGUGGCAGGGGUUACCUCUGGCAAUGUGGGCUACCUCGCCCACGCCAUUCACCAGGUCACCAAGUAAUUACAGAUUCGAAGGAACAGAGACCACUUUCCCUUCAGCCUUUGCUCUUGUGAGAGUCACGUGCAGGGUGAGGGAGGGUGGAUGGUGGUGAGAGUAGAUCCUGUUUUCAACCACGGUGCAUAACGCUCAACGACUGAACGCAUUCCUCGGAAAGAGGUAGGGCGGAGGCUUCCGCAGCUCGGCUCCUAUCUGGAACUUCGUUGGCUCUAAACCAAACUUUCCCUCAUCCUUCUGUCUCCAGCUUUUCUGAAAGUUUACAUGUGCAAGAAAAUCACAACACCAAAAACCUGUCAGCCAUGGCAUUGGAAUAGGUCAGAAGCUUUACCUGAAGCCUCAGGCGGUAUCAGGGGCUCCCCCGUGGACCCCGGUAGAGCCUCUCAUAUUAGAGGCUGUAAAAGAAAAAUAACUAGUUCUGUCAUUAACAGUUGUUCUCAAGUUUUUCCUCCCGGUGUAGAGCAACCGUGUCAGCAGACCACAUUACAGAAAUUAUGCUUUACAAAAACCAACAGGUCUGUUGCCACUUCAACAGGGACAGUAGAAGAUGUGAUGUCUUGUCCCCCCUGCCCCUUCUUGUCAUCGGUGUUCUAUAGAGUCUAGGGUUCCAUCACGUUCUACUGCUGGGUUGACCGUCAACCUCAUCCUAUCGGGAGUUAUCUGAGAAUGGAGAACGUAGUUUUUCUGCUCAUGCCGUAGCCUCCUGUCUCAGCAAAGAGCCGUGGAGAGUGGGACCCUGCCCUUGAUUUCAGUGUCCUCUUCAGUGAUUGGUUGGCUCCUACUGGGAUGGGGCCUCUGCCCAGCUGGACCUCUUCAUUCAUCCUGGCUGCACAGCCUGUCUCUUCACAUGAGUCAGACGUGUAGGGUGGGAUCAGGAGAUAUUCUGGGGUUUGUGUGCUGCCAGCCCGGCUCAGACUCCGCCCUUGGGAAAGAUAACCACCAUCUACUCUAAUAAUGUAGACGUACUGCCACCUGGUUUCUCUGUUACAAUAAAAUUACUAUAGGCCCA
This is a messenger RNA of Grammomys surdaster, 2411 nucleotides long. RefSeq names its product glutamic-oxaloacetic transaminase 2 (gene Got2). Lineage: Eukaryota; Metazoa; Chordata; Mammalia; Rodentia; Muridae. The transcript has 10 exons. Gene Ontology annotation, molecular function: pyridoxal phosphate binding; L-aspartate:2-oxoglutarate transaminase activity. Gene Ontology annotation, cellular component: mitochondrion. Bases 116 to 1408 code for a protein of 430 amino acids. Gene Ontology annotation, biological process: L-aspartate catabolic process; biosynthetic process. The record is from RefSeq and is a predicted model, not a curated record.